Daphnia magna is the source of this 1494-nucleotide messenger RNA. It is a transcript of the gene Tgt, whose product is annotated as queuine tRNA-ribosyltransferase catalytic subunit 1. Gene Ontology annotation, cellular component: cytosol. The record is from RefSeq and is a predicted model, not a curated record. Bases 173 to 1381 code for a protein of 402 amino acids. NCBI's taxonomy places the organism in Eukaryota, Metazoa, Arthropoda, Branchiopoda, Diplostraca, Daphniidae. Gene Ontology annotation, molecular function: tRNA-guanosine(34) queuine transglycosylase activity. The transcript is spliced from 7 exons.
GAUAGAAAACUGGCGUUUUCAAAAACGGUUGCCGUGGAAACUAAAGAACUAGAAUUGAAUACUUGUCGUCUGCAACCAAGAAGCCAAGACGUAAAAACAACACGUGUUAUUCAAAAUUGCAUUUAGUUCCUUUGGAUAUUAGUGAAUAACCUAUGUUUCGAUUUAUUUAGCCAUGUCUCGUCACCCUUUAACGUUUCAGGUUUUGGCGCAGUGCAAAACGACCAAGGCCAAAUGCAGUUUGAUGACGUUACCUCAUCACGUAGUCGAAACCCCGGUUUUUAUGCCAGUAGGAACGCAGGGCUCUUUGAAAGGAAUUAUACCUGAACAACUGGAACAGUUAAACUGCCAAAUCAUGUUGGGUAAUACUUACCAUUUGGGAAAUAGACCGGGCCCUGAUCUGUUGGAGAGCUGCGGUGGGCUGCAUAAUUUUAUGGGAUGGCCCAGAAAUUUGUUAACUGAUUCUGGUGGAUUUCAGAUGGUCUCCUUGCUAGACUUGGCUGAGAUUACAGAAGAGGGAGUAAAGUUUAAGUCUCCUUAUGAUGGGAGUGAAUGUUUGCUUACUCCAGAAAGGUCUAUAGAAAUUCAAAAUGCCAUUGGUGCAGACAUCAUCAUGCAGUUGGAUGAUGUAGUAAGUUCAACUGUUUCAGGACCGCGAGUCGAAGAAGCAAUGCACAGAACCACGCGAUGGCUAGACCGCUGUUUAAAAGCCCAUAAGCGACCGGAAUGUCAAAAUCUUUUCCCAAUCGUUCAAGGGGGCUUAGAUCCCAAAUUGCGAACAGAGAGUGCCAAGCAACUGAUGGAGCGAGAAGUCGCUGGUUUUGCAGUUGGUGGGCUUAGUGGAGGUGAAGGGAAGGAUCAAUUCUGGAGAAUGGUCCAUUUGUCUACGGAUUUGCUCCCAAAUGACAAACCGAGAUAUCUAAUGGGUGUUGGAUUUGCCACAGACCUUGUUGUUUGUUGUGCGUUAGGUUGCGACAUGUUUGACUGCGUUUUCCCAACAAGAACGGCUAGAUUUGGAUGUGCCCUCGUAGAUAGUGGGCAACUAAAUUUGAAGUUAAAGUUGUUUGGACAAGAUUUCCGACCCAUUGACGAAAAGUGCGAUUGCUCAACCUGCCGACGUUACACUAGAGCUUAUCUUCACACUGUUGCUACGAUAGAAACCGUAGCUUGCAAUCUUAUAACCGUGCAUAACGUGGCAUAUCAACUACGAUUAAUGCGUAACAUUCGUGAGAGCAUUAUGAAUGGAACCUUUGUCGAGUUUAUCUUUAAUUUCAUGGAUACCAUGUAUCCUAAAAAAGAUUUUCCAGUAUGGGCUACGGAUGCCCUUAGAGCGGUAAAUGUUGAUUUAAUCGACCGUACCAAAGAACAAAAUCCUGAUUCUUAAAAAUGUAUUUUUAACUGGAAACAUAAAAAGUGUUCUGGAUUGUCGUAUUAUAAUUUGGAUCCCAUGUUAAGUAAGUGUAACAAUGGAGGCAGCAUUAAAGGUUUUCUUGUAAA